AUCAAUGUGUUUAUGUAUUAAAAACAAAUAACAUUAUAAUACCCAAACUGAUCACGAAAUGAAACAAGUAAUAGUUUCAUGUAGUGAAGAUAUUUUUUGUCAAAAUUCUUUGCCAUAAAUAAAUUGACUUUGAAAAGAAGCAUAAUAUAUAACUGUCUUUUUGAAUACGCCUCUAUCAAACCAAAGAUGGCUGCCCCCAUGAUGGUAGAAAAAUGGCUCAAAAGGAUAAGAAACAAAACCCAAGAGGAACUGGACUCUCUCUACAGCAGUGUCCUUCAGCUGCUGAACUCAGCUCAGCCAUCAGAGAGAGACCGAAGUGACUGCCUGUCUGAAGUGAGGAAGCUCUUCUUGUAUCUGUCGUGCACGAAAUAUAGAAGACGGUUACCAGAGGAGCUGGUUGACAUGCUAAAAACAAUCCUGACAGAGAAAAACUAUGGAAUAUCACCAGGGGCCAAAGGUCAUAUUUUAUGCAGUGCCAUACUGCAGGAAUAUGCUCCUACUGAGCAGGUGGUCAUUGACAGUUUCAAUCCCCCGGUGGACUUGAAACAGGUGCCGUUCAUCUUGCCAGUCGUAAUGAGUCAGGGCCAAAUGGUGGGGAACAUGGACAAGCUGGUCUCCCAGAUGGUUCGCUGGGUGUCCACUGUCGGAUUUGACAGUGAAGUCCAGGCGAGGGCUCUGGGAUGCCUGGUUACUGUGGUAACACUACACAGGCCUCUACUAUCUGGAGAACAAAUUUACGUUGUGAGUUCUCAGAUCAGUGACUGGUUGAGCCAGGCCAGCCUGUUCCAGGCACCCAAUCCAAAUACAAGAUCAAAGCCCAAGAAAGCAGACCAGGUGACAGAGAUAGAUGGCACCACCUGUCAAGACUUCUUCACCCUGCUGAACCUCAGCCAGUACUACUCGCAGGACCAGCUCCUCAAUCUUCACAGUUUCUCCUGUCUCCGCCAGUGGCUCCUGGGCACCCACUUCUCUGGCACUACCCCCUCUAGUGCCGAUUCCAGCUCAGGCAAGGUGACCCCGGAGUCGCCUGUGAUGCUCCUGUCGUCUGGGAGCUUCGCAACCAAAGCAAGACAAGUUCUGGUGGAGAAGGCCUGUGAAUAUUGUCUAAGAGUCAUAGACCAGUGUGAGAGAAAACCAUUAAAGUUUCAAGAUCAAGAAAUGAUGCAGGCUUGUUUAAUAGAAGCAGUGUCUCUACUUGAUGUCCUGUGUAGCCUCAAUCAUUUCUUGGUUGCCAAAAUCUUCCCAGCCAUCAAAGGAGUUUACAACCACCUGAGUGGUGAAAACAGCCAGCCCCGGGUCUUGCUACCUCUACUUCAGUUCUUCAUUCACCAUAGCGAGAUGGUGGUGUACAAUCCCAUUCCUGCCUAUGAGCAUUUCUUUGGAGAGAUCCUGUCUAGUCACUACACUAAUCCAGUCAUUGCAUUUGAUACCGUCAUGUUCUGCAGGGACAAUCUACAAAAACUCUGUGUGGACACAGACAUAUUGGAGAAAUUCUUCCCCAAUUUGCUGAAGAUACUAGCUUGGAAUCCCCGCACAUUUCUGAUGGAAUUUGUGGACAUUCUGCCAGCAAUGAUAUCACCAUCGACAGCAGUUGAAAUGCUACAUACACUGCUUGACCUCCCGUGCGAGGUCAUGGCUCUGGAGGUCAGCCAGCACACUAGUCGUCCUGGCAACCAGACUCCAGACAACUACCUGAUACCAGAGCCCACAUUAAGAUUGCCACCCACCUUGGAAGCGUACAGGAAUCCCGAGCACAAACCCUGGUUUAACUUCAUCCUUAGAGGGCGGAGCGGACAGGGAGAUACAAUUAGCAAGCUUGGUUUCCUGCACAAGUUGUUGUCUGACACCUCCUCCUAUCCUAGAGUUGUGCCAGUCUCUCAGGCAGUUCCAGUCCUCUUAAGACUUUAUUUCCAGACUGUUGUUGCCAAUGCUGACGGUAGUUUACUUUGUCAGCUUGUUCCAGUCAUGAUGGAACGUGCUGGUCUCCUAUUCAACAUUCCUUCAUUCACUCUAGAAGUCAGAAAGGUGCUAGCUGAUGAACUCUUGGCUAUGUUCAAGCAGUGCCCGGCCCUUAUCAUGGAUCUCAGGACUGAGCUCCUAGACUACGUCGCUACAAUCCGCAACAUCAAUGGCAAAGAGGAUUUCUUCACUCAUGUGGUAUGGAUCAUUGGUGACUACUCUUCCACUGCGUAUGACAGCAGGUGUAAUACGGAGGUCAUCAUUAAAUUUUAUGAGGCUCUCGAGACACUUCUGUAUGAAGUAUCAUCGUUGGUGCAGUCAUCCAGUGCUGGCAGUAUUCCUUACUCUGCUAGAUUACUGACAGUCUGUAUGACUGCCCUGGCAAAGCUGGCAUCUCGCUGCCAAGAUUUGAUCCCGCGAGUGUUGCUAUGCCUUACUAAAGUCUCCCAGCAACAGAUGAAAAGCUGUACAGAAGAUGAACACAAGAAAGCACUGUUGGACCGAGCCAAUGAACUCAUUAAUGUACUCAAGUUGCCUGAUGUUGCGGCAGCUAUCUUGAGUCCAUCCUCAGAGAUCACAGAUGUACACUGGCAUGAAGAUGUCAACACCUCCAUUCCUCUCCUACUGCAGGCAACUCACCAGAUUGUUCAGCAUGGAACGUAAAGCUUGUUGGUGUGGAUGUAUUGUUCAUACAAGUUCCCCGUGCACCAGCUUCUAAAGUAAGAAAGAAGACCAAAUCAAACACGUAGAUGCUUUCUGGUGUGAUUCCCUUGAGAUGAGGAUGAUAUCUACAUGUAUAAUCAUUUGAGUAUGCUCCACGAAUAUGGGCAACUUUGGAAUCUUAAGGCUGUGAAGCUCAACUUAUGCUUCCCUGUUGCUUAUUUCCAAGUUGUUGCCUGGUUACCCGCCCAGUGCGUAGCGCUGUUGCAUUGAGGACUUGAGCCUGUAUUUACUCCAUUGGCUUCUUUUCUUCAUCACAAUCAGGCCUCAGUGAGCCAAAGAGGAGAUGCUGACAUCAUGUUCCUUCACAUGUCUUAGCUUAUUGCAACUGGUGACUUUGGAUCCUUUGCCAGUCUGCCAUCCGUGGUACAGAGGGAGGUAUUAGAGACAAGUAGGGCUAAGCUUGUGGAAGACUGAGAGCUCGUCAGGUGAAUGGUCUUGCUAUUCUCCUGACUAGCGUUGCCUUCCAGUGCUGGAAUUGACCUCAGAGGGCUAGGUUGGCUUUAUCCCAUCGAAUCAAUUCUUCAUUGCACAUUCACCCCAGGCUGGACAUUCUCCGUGCCUCAAACUACAACUCAGUGCUCUCAUAUUUAAUGGAGUUCCACUCCUUUUCUGGAACUUUGGACCGCUUGUCUAAGUGCUUUUCGUUAUAAAUGUUCAACGUUCAGUGACCUGGUCAGUUAUCUGUAGAUGGUGUCCCCCUACACUCCUUGUGCCUCCUCAAAGCCAUCAAUGAGUAGUCAUCAUGAAUAUCCAUCAUUGUGCAGGAAAAAAAAACCUCACACAAACUGUAGACAAGGAAGCUGGCAGCACACCACUGAAAUUUAAAUUCUUUGUUGAGGACACUGAUGAAUCUGAUGGCAGUGAUAUACAACUUAAGUGCAUAGUCAUGCUCCUUCAUUACGCUCACAUGUAUGAAAAACAGUUUCAUAAUAUACACCGACCCAAAAGUGUUGGAACAGAGUCGCUGAGUAAUACGUUUAUAUGAUUUUAUUGAGACAGCAUGGGAUUGUGGGCCUGUAUGCACAAUGAGGCAUGCUGAAGAAAACAAAGUAAAAAGUGUACGUACCUCGAAAGAGGUUACGAGCAGAAUGGUCAUUUGGAAGAGGGUUGGACCAUCCUGCCUUUUGCAUUUGUAGCCUUAUAAUUCCUUCAGAGUCUCUUCUGCAGUUUUGAUGCUUUUUAGUUGGUCUGCCAAAAUGCCCAAUUUGACGUUUACUCUCUUGUCCAGAUAUAUGACAGUUGCCCAGCCAGCUUUGCUGUUGUAAGCAUUUACAAUACGGAUGUUGCAUUUCCAGUCUGCUAUCUGCACCUGGAAUUCUUGCAGCUUUUAUUGGGCCAAAUUUCAGAGUUACCGCAAAACUCGCAAUGUGCAGUGUUGCCUGGUCUGGCUAAGCCCUAUACAAGUUGUGUCUUGAUUGGUUGUCAGAAGCGCACUGAGGCUUCGAGUUGUUGCAUCGUUAGACUGAGCCUGAUCAGUGGACCUAUACAUGUAGCUGCAUAUAAUAUGUAUUCAAUUUACAGAGCACGGAGAGAUGGACACUCAGCGAGUGCAUGAGCUGGAAGUGGGGAUUAGGCAGAAGAGUGCUGUCUUAAAUGGAGAAGUGGACUAUUGUUAGCAAAAGAUAACAAAUGCCGGGGGAAGAAUGUGCUACGGAUGAAUCCUUCAGAAGUCACUUUGACAUUCAUUAGUAAAAGCAAUUAAUCAUCACAACAAAACAUCGACAACAUCAUCAUCAUCACAACAAUCAUCACAUCACAACGAUCAUCACAUCGCAACGAUCAUCACAUCGCACAAUCAUUACAUGCAACAAAAAGGACGGUGCAUUGCUACAGUGUCUUAACAACAAUUAAAUCAAGCAGUGCUGACACAACAUUCUUUCAUGUAAACAAAAGUAAACUAAUACCAAAGGUCGGCUUAUCUGUAACGCUGUACACAGUCUUGAGUUCAUGUGUCCAUGUCCUUGGUGAGGUCAGGGAAGUUCUGGGGUCCCUUGAUGAAGGCAAUGCAGACAGUCUGCAGCUGAGCAGUUGAAGUCUGGUGUGGGGCAAAACAGAUGCUUGGCGGAGUCUAUCAGUUCUAAGGGGGAAGCUCUCCUACGAUGAUGGAUUCGACUCUGGGCACAAUCUCAGGGCCUGGCUGGGCAUGGUUCUUGGUCAAGUUGUCAAGCUGGUUUGAAUUUGGUCGAGGAGCUUGACUUAACAAGUAAUCUUCUGAAUGUUCAUCAAGUAUGGCUAUUCCGUAGCCAUGGCUGGGUUCCGUGGCAUCAGAUGCAACACUGUCUGUUACAGCUGACAAUCAUGUUCCCAAGCGGAGCUCACUGGUUACUGCAUGGCGUCCACUUGUCUGCUCUCGGAUUUUGCAGAAGAAAAUGCUCCCCUUCGACUCAGUCAUCUUGACUGUUAUAGUCAGUGAAAGUCCCGUUACAAAAGGAUUAUCAUAAAGACUAAAAGGACUUACAUAAAGAAUAAAACAAAGGUUCAUAAUACAAAGUGCUGUGUGAGCACAAGCUACGUAAAGACACAGCCUUAUGUAAAAAGGAAAAGUUGCUGUGCUUGCAAGGCCACCGUCCAAAGAGCCAUGCUUGGACAUUGAAGACCAAACUGUAAUUACAAAUGGUGCUUCACGACAACUCCUCUUUACUGAACUUAUUUCGUCUUUACUAAACUUAUUAAUCAAUUAACCAUUCCUUGUAACAAAUGUAAGGGAAUUGGGUCUAGGUGCCAUUUCGGUCUUUACAUUCUUUCUACCCAGCAAAUGAAAUCUACAAAAGAAGACAUUCAUUGAAAGGCUUAAUUUCAUUUUUAACUAAAUCAUAUUCAAAUACUAGAAAUGGAAAAUUAUUGAAUGCUAAUUCAAUAUUGUUAUUUAUGGACAUUUUAUUUGGUUCAUUUUGUUGUGCAGUGCACUGUUUUGUCGGAUAAUUAUCUUUUAAAACACCACGUUUAUAUUGAUGUCCUUAUCUAUGCAUUUUACCGUACCUUCUAUGUUACAAAAAUUUUCUCGACGGAGAAGAUAGGAGUUGCUGACAAAUAAACUUCCAAUGUUUCAAAAACAGAUGGACAAGUCAGCUCUUUAAUCCUUACAUUAUGUUUAAUGUUAAUGUGAAAAUUAUUUUAGAUUGAGCAAAGUGCACAAUUUCUCGUCUUUCUUUGUAUAACAUUUGAUUCCGUUAUAACAUGAAGUGUAAUAAUAUGGGUGACUGUCAUAAGGAAAUUCAAUUUAACCCUGCUUAGCAAAAACCCAAAGUAAUAUUUUUGAAAUGUACCAAUACAUAUAAAAGCAGACACAAGAUCAGUGAGUGGUCAGUGAUUUUCUAUGGAGGCUGUCAGUGAAAUGUUUCUGUUCGUAGCCUUUAGGAAAAGGAUGAGAAAUAACGAGCAUUUUGUCAAACAGUAACAAAAUUAAACAGUUUGGUAGUACUGAAUUUCUUGAUCAGUAUUCUGCUUGUCUUAAGGAGUGUGACAAAAAUUUGUAAUAACUUGUUACCUUCAUUGUUGCAAUUCAAUUGUCAUUUUCAAUUAGAUACGAAAGCAGUAAAUCUGAGUUGCUUAGUUUUUUUCUGCUUCAAAAGAUUA
This is a messenger RNA of Acanthaster planci (crown-of-thorns starfish), 6258 nucleotides long. RefSeq names its product adaptor related protein complex 5 subunit zeta 1 (gene ap5z1). The record is from RefSeq and is a predicted model, not a curated record. Lineage: Eukaryota; Metazoa; Echinodermata; Asteroidea; Valvatida; Acanthasteridae. Gene Ontology annotation, cellular component: AP-5 adaptor complex.